This is a messenger RNA of Ogataea angusta, 1527 nucleotides long. RefSeq lists its product as uncharacterized. The transcript has a single exon. The coding region runs from base 1 to 1527 and encodes 508 amino acids. Gene Ontology annotation, biological process: transmembrane transport. Gene Ontology annotation, cellular component: fungal-type vacuole membrane. The record is from RefSeq and is a predicted model, not a curated record. Gene Ontology annotation, molecular function: transmembrane transporter activity. NCBI's taxonomy places the organism in Eukaryota, Fungi, Ascomycota, Pichiomycetes, Pichiales, Pichiaceae.
AUGUAUUUUUUCGAGACACCCACCAAAAAGAGAGUCGCCCAGGUGGCAUGCGCCGUGAUCUGGUGUCUUUUUGGAGCGGGUCCGAUCUUUGGUUUCGCCGCCCUCAAGCCCAUUCUCGUCGACCAGGGAGUCUACGAGGACGCAUGCGACCUGAGCUCGCAAGAUUACCUAACGGAGGGCUUCAUACCGAACUGCACAGAACAGGACCUUAAAUUGAACAUGAUGUUCACCACCGGCGCGGUUCUGACCAACGUCAGUGCGCUUUUGAUUGGCAGAACGCUGGACCUGUAUGGCCCUAGAGUUUGCGGACUGAUAGGCGCAACGUCCAUGCUGUUCGCCUCUCUUGUGUUUAUCUACUCCAAAUCUAUCACGUGGUUCGACCCGUACCUGGUGGGAUACGCGGCAAUGGCGCUGGGCGGCCCGUUUUCGUUUAUCUCGAGCUUCCAGCUGUCCAACGCAUUUCCUGAAAAAUCCGGAUUGAUUCUUGCGCUUUUGACCGGAGCCUUCGACACUUCCUCGGCCGUGUUUCUGGUGUACAAAUUCGCCUACACCAGGUGGCCGGACGCCUUGAAAAUCGAAACGUUCUACAAGAUGUACCUUGUGGUCCCGCUCUUUAUCGCUCUGGCGGAGAUCUUCAUCAUGCCAAACGAGUCUUAUCUGACUCCACCAGUCGACCUUAUUCCAAACCCUACCGAGGAACAACAGCGGCUGGCCGUGGCUCUGGAGCGUGAGGACUCGCUGCACGAGGUGAACGAAAACACGCAUCUUCUGGCCGUCCAAGGCGCAGCCAAGAGAAGGUCCUCGCUCGGAGAGGCAUACAGAUCGGCGUACGUGGAGGAGGAGCUCGAAGAAGUCACCACGCCAACGCCAAACUCCGUCUUCGGUAUCCUGCACGGCUACCCCUCGUCGUACCAGUUCAGAACAUACUGGUUCCUGCUGAUUUGUCUUUUUGCAACCAUCCAGAUGCUCCGACUAAAUUAUUUUGUUGCAACCGUUAAUUCGCAGUACACAUUUUUGCUUGGCUCGUACGAGAAAUCCGCCAAACUGAACAAAAUCUUUGACAUUGCGCUGCCGCUCGGCGGUGUGUUGUCAAUCCCUGUGAUUGGCCGCAUUCUGGACGGCUGCUCCACCUCGCUGGUCAUGUUUAUUCUGCUUGCAGUGUCCAUUUUGAUCGGCGUGCUCAACUGCAUCAAGAACUCGUUUGCUGCCGGAGUCGUCAACGUCCUCAUCUUCGUGUGCUACAGACCGUUCUUCUACACCUCCAUAUCGGACUACUGCGCCAAAGUGUUUGGUUUCGAGACCUUUGGAACGGUCUACGGCUCCGUCAUGACCAUCUCUGGUAUCUUCAACUUCCUGCAGUCUCCAUUAGACAGACUCACGCACACGGUGUUCAAGAUGAACCCUAUUCCGCUGAACCUGCUGCUGCUUCUGAUCACGCUUGUCAUCGGCGGCACCCACGUGCUAUACGUUCAUGUGCAGAGCAAAGCCUACAACAAAAAAAGAAGAGCACACAACCUAGGACGUUAG